Molecule: messenger RNA, 1397 nt
Organism: Moneuplotes crassus
Lineage: Eukaryota; Ciliophora; Spirotrichea; Euplotida; Euplotidae
Source: the annotation of a GenBank genome assembly
AAUUAGCACAAGCAUGAAUCAGGAGAGAAAAACCUUUAAUAUCUCUUCAAGCACGGAUUCUUCUCCAUCAGAUCAAGGAGAGUCCCUGACCAAGGAUAAGAAAUGGCAGCUUGUUUUCCUGAUGAUCCUGCAUGUUUCUGGAGCCUUAUUUGGACUCUCUUUGCCAUUUUUAGAGCUAAUUCCCAAAAUGGAAUGACAAAUAGGCCCAGCUUGGAAAACUUGAACCAAAGAUGAGGUGUGUACCCAGAAUUUAGACUAUAGAGUUGACUGGGACUCUAAGUAUUCUAUUGUCAACCUCAUUACUCAAGUUGGCCUUCUAUGCACAGAAGAUUAUAAGAUUGGGCUUAUUGGAUCCUUAGUUUUCCUGGGGUUCAUUGUCAGUUCAGUGACCAUAAUGCCUCUGGCUGACAUUUUUGGACGCAAGCCUGUGUUACUGGCGACCUCUAUAAUCUCAACAACACUAGCUGCUUUUACAGUGUUUGCAAGUAAUUUAUUUCAAGUAUACAUUUUUGUGUUCUUAAUUGGUUGUACAAUUCUUGUCAGAGGAACUGUUUCGUAUAUCUAUAUCAUGGAAACUGUUCCUAAAAACCUUGAAGCGAAGUUUAUCCCGGUUCUGACCAUCAUUGAAAAACUAGUUAUAUGAAGUAUCCCGAUAAUCUUCUACAUGAGUCAGGACUGGACUUACAUUUUCGUGAUUUAUUGUACAGUUUCUUAUGGUAGUAUUAUCUACAUUUGCUUUAUACCUGAAUCUCAGAAGUUCUUGGAUCACAGGAAGAACAAAGAGGAUGUUGGAGAGACCCAAUCUAGAAAUGGUGACACAGAAAUCCAAGAUACACAGGAGAAGCAAGGCUUCUGUGAUAUGAUCAAGCAGUGGAGCAACCUGCUAAACCUCUUUAUCAUGAUUUGUUGUUGGUCAUUUACUAGCUCAAGUUAUUACUUGGUAUCGUUCUACAUUAAGUACUUCAAAGGAUCAGUAUAUAUUAACAGUCUCUUGUUUGGAGUAGCUGGACUUGUAGGAACAAUAUUAUUCGGAAUAUUAAUUAGAGUAAUUUCAAGUAAAAAGCUGUUCAUUCUUGCAUUCAUGCUCACCUUUGUAGGAAGCAUUGGGUUUACUCUAACUAAAAACAAUGGAUCGCUUGUACCUAUAUGGAUCUUAUGAAUGGUAACAAGCUUAUCAAUCCAAUUUUCCUUAUGCUACUUUGUCAACUGAGAACUCUUCAAGCCAUCGUUCCGGACAAGGAUUUUCUCGAUCUGUAACAUCUGUGCACGGCUAUUCACAAUGGUUUCUCCAAUGCUGGUUGAGCUAAUGGAGAACCCUAUAAUCCUAAUGUCUGUCUGGGCUAUUGGAAUGAUAUUGUUAGCUACGAGAAUAACCAUUCCAAAAUCUGAAUAAGAGC